This is a messenger RNA of Penicillium digitatum Pd1, 1026 nucleotides long. The record is from RefSeq and is a predicted model, not a curated record. NCBI's taxonomy places the organism in Eukaryota, Fungi, Ascomycota, Eurotiomycetes, Eurotiales, Aspergillaceae.
AUGUGCUUCUUGAUUGUCGAGAAUGUCAACAUCCUCCAGCCCCAGAAAAGCGAAGUUGAUGAGGCGAUGGAAAAAAAGCCGGGAUUAUUGCCAAGCACAUCUGGGCUGCACAUCUAUCCAGUAGCAAAUUCGGGGCGGGAACAUGGGGUCAAGGACGAUGAAAUUAGUGUGAUCAGCUCCGUAGGCCGGAAAAAGCUGUACAAGAGCAGAAACUCCCGAAAGCAGAGCGCGCGCAGAGAGUGGCACAGUGACAUUACCUUUGAGCCCAUUCCUAGCAAUUACACUCUCUUGCGUCUCACAGAGCUUCCCCAAGCUGGUGGUGAUACCCUAUGGGCCUCAGGCUAUGAAGUUUAUGAUCGUAUCUCUGAGCCCUACCAGAAGUUCCUGGAGAGCUUAACCGCAACCUAUGCGCAACCUGAGUUCAAUGAAAUAGCUAAACGCAACAAUUUCCAUAUCCACGUUGGUCCUCGUGGUGCACCCGAGAAUGUUGGAGAGGCACUAAUUGCUGAGCACCCUGUCAUCCGGACUAACCCUGUCACCGGAUGGAAGAGUGUUAUCGCUGUUGGCUCACACGUGCAAAAGGUCAAUGGUGUCUCCGAGGAGGAAAGCCGUCAUCUGCUCGACUGGUUUGUCACUCUGAUUGUUGAGAACCAUGACCUGCAGGUACGCAAUCGCUGGCUGACCCCGAACGAUCUUGCUAUCUGGGACAAUCGAUCGGUAUAUCACGCAGCCACUUGGGAUUAUGACGGGCUUGGCCCACGCACUGGACAUCGUGCUGUCGGCCUUGGAGAGAGGCCAUAUCUGGAUCCCAAGAGCAUUGGAAGACGGGAGGCGCUCGCCAAAGAUCCGUCAACCAAAUGCAACAAAGAGGAAAUGCACUGCGAGGUUCUCGCUUGGCCUGAUAGACUCGUACCAUGUGUGUCCUCAAUCUGGGCUUUCUUCAUCGGCCAAAAAGAUCAUCAGGACAAACAGAACAUCACCACAACAUACAUAUGUCUUUGCAGCAGCAUAGAUAUUAGGCCCUAG